AUGUGCUCUUUCCCCCCGGAUCAAGUCGCUCUCGCCAUGCGGAUCCACUGCAAAGUAGUUGUGAUCGCCCUGUGUUUCGGAGUUUUCCUACUUUUCUACUUUUGGGGAGGCAAUGUCGCGGACGGUCGGCUGCUGAAACAAGUUGCGGCGGAGGAGGGCAGGAACUCUUCCACGUCGUCGGUCAAGCGCGAUCACUAUGUUGGCUCAAAGUUGGCGAGGAAAUCUCCCAUAGCGGUCAAGAUGCGUGAGGAAGAUCUCCCCACGGGACGAAAAAAUGCGAAAGUGACCAGGCGAGUGGGCAACGUCAACGCAAAGAGCAAAACAGGACGGGCUGUGGGCAAGCGCACCCGCGUCGAGGAAUUCAUGCACUUGGCUAUGGUGGCGUGCGGGAGUCGCCUGGAGGAGACCUUAACGCUCGUCAAAUCGGCCGUCCUGUUCAGCCUAAAGAAGAUCAAGGUUCACAUUUUUGCUGAGGAUCUCUUGAUCCCACAGUUUCAAGAAAAGUUUCGCCAGUGGCCUGGAUUUAUCUCAGCCAAGUUCAAGUACCAGCUUUACCCGAUCACCUUCUCAGUGGGGAACGCAGACGAAUGGAAGAAGCUCUUCAAGCCCUGCGCCGCUCAGAGACUCUUUCUUCCUGUCAUCCUCAAGGACGUCGACUCGUUGCUGUACGUGGACACCGAUGUGCUGUUCCUGCGACCCAUGGACGAUAUCUGGAGAAUGCUGAAGUCCUUCAACAGCACACAACUGGCGGCGAUGGCUCCGGAGCACGAAGUCCCCAAAAUCGGCUGGUACAGCCGCUUUGCGCGUCAUCCUUUCUACGGCAUCUCGGGGGUCAAUUCGGGUGUCAUGCUGAUGAAUCUUACAAGGAUACGCAGCACAUUGUUCAAGAACAGCAUGAUUGCCAAUGGCCUUUCCUGGGAGGACCUUUUGCACCCACUUUACCAAAAGUACAAGAACCACAUCACAUGGGGAGAUCAGGACCUCCUCAACAUUAUCUUUCACUACAAUCCAGAGUGUCUAUUCGUCUUCCCUUGCCAGUGGAACUACAGGCCUGAUCACUGUAUGUACGGGAGUAACUGCAAAGGAGCCGAAGAGGACGGUGUGUCCAUCCUCCACGGCAACCGCGGAGUCUAUCAUGAUGACAAGCAGCCAGCCUUCAAAGUAGUUUAUGAUGGAAUUCGUGAUUUCCCCUUUGAUGACAACAUGUUCCAGUCGCUGUUCUAUCCCAUCCAAGCCAAAUUCCUGGACACGGUCAACACUCUGUGUGGUCGGAUCCCACAAGUCUUCCUCAAGCAGAUAGAAAAGACCAUGAGGAAGGUCUUUGAGGAGAACGUAAUCCGACAUAUCAGGCCACACAACUGACUGUCGGUGCAAUGGACUUCCUAUGAAUGUGACUGGAGGACUGCGGACCGCUCUUGCAACAGACUGUGUGUCGGGCCAGUCUCUUUGAGUGAACUUGCGGCGGCACGUACGAAAGCAAUGAUAUUUCCUAAACUGUUUCGAUGAAUGGUAAUGGUCGAAAGCACCAUUGUAAUCUCGUCAUGUUCGGCCCGCUUGUCAGUGAUGUGGUCAAACCGCUUUUGGCGAAUGAUGAUACCAUUAUCAUGGUAUAAUCACGUGUUUGUUUACAUGUGGCAAAAAUAUACAUUUUUCAAUAAUUACCGGUAAUCUUGGUGGUUACACCUGACUGUUGGGUACGUUGUUUUUCUGCUCAUUUAAAAAAAAAAAAAGUCCACCUUUGAAAUUGGAAGGUUUUCGUGCUCUGUGGUGAACCCUGGAUUAUACUGUGAAUGGUGUACUAAAACAAAUUUAAUUUAAAAGUUACUUCAACCACUUGACAAAUUAAAAUGUAGUCAAUUCAACAACAAAAAUGGGUUCCCUGAAGAAUCUGGGUGCCCGGAACUGGUUUCCCCACAAUCCGGUGGUCCCAUGUGAGGGUGACUGGAAAACGCAAUACUGACAGUUUUUUCUUUGUGUAAAUUACACCCCUUAAUUUUUCAAAUAUUUUGGUUCGCACUACUUUGCAAAGUUUGGAUGCUGGAAAUGUAAGCAGUGUGUUUUUUGGCGCCCAAGUGGCCCAUUUCAGGACAUUAUUGCCUUGACUUUCAUCCAAAACGUAGGGAAAUUUGUAGUUGUCUCAAAGCGAUUUUUAAGGACAACCAACAAUUUCAAUCUAACACAGACACAAGGCAUGAAAAAACUGUGACAAAUCAUUGAAUAAAGGGCCGCGGAUGAAAGGAGUCGAUGCAUAUAAAUAAAACGCCACUUUUUGAAAAUGUACAGAGUACUUUCUGUGCUGCCUGGUACCAAAUUAUCCAAGGCUUCACCCCUGUGGUUGGUGACCCUACCCUGAACCCAAAGUAUUAAACUUUAGCACAAAUGGAGACAUAGAGUUUGAGGUUACAUGUAGAAUAUUGGAAUGCACUUUCAUGAUUUCAGCUAUGAACGAACAAUAGGUCCAGACAAGAUCAGCAACGUGUGAUUAUUUUUUGGUUUGGUCGUUUGUGUUUUUUUCUAUCUGAAAUCGACUGGGAUAGGCUUCCGCUCCCCGCAAUGCUGAACAGGAUAAGCGGUGUGAAAAUGGAUGGCUAGAUGCCGUGGCACUCUGUCCAAACGGAUCAAAACCAAAAGUCUUAGUGUUUGAAAGAACUGCAGCAAAGGUUACGUCCUAUGAAUGUUGUCUGUCAUGUUUACUGUCAACAAAAUGAACUCCUCAGAUAUGUGUCUUUGAAAGGUUUAUCUUUAUUUUAUUUGUUGUGCUGUACUCAUUGCUGUGGUGUGACGAUAGGCUAUACAGUCUAUUCAAUCAUUGCAACUGGAACCUGUUCAUGGUUGGACGGCACAAAUAUGUUUUUGAAAUAAACAAUGCAAUGGAA
Messenger RNA from Hippocampus zosterae (dwarf seahorse), 2876 nucleotides. It is a transcript of the gene gxylt2, whose product is annotated as glucoside xylosyltransferase 2. Gene Ontology annotation, biological process: protein O-linked glycosylation via N-acetylgalactosamine. The transcript is spliced from 7 exons. Gene Ontology annotation, molecular function: UDP-xylosyltransferase activity. The record is from RefSeq and is a predicted model, not a curated record. The coding region runs from base 1 to 1362 and encodes 453 amino acids. Lineage: Eukaryota; Metazoa; Chordata; Actinopteri; Syngnathiformes; Syngnathidae.